AUGGUAGCCAAGCUGGCAGAGUUAAAGGCACGUUCACAGUGUCUUCAGCAGAGACAUGCCUUGGAGGAGGAAGAACAGUAUCUAAAACAGAAGAAAGAAAAGUUAGAGAUAGAGACAGAAUUGGUAGUUGCUAAUGCUCAGGUAGAAGCCCUUGAGGAAUUGGAGAUUACAGACAGUGCGAGUAAAAUAAAUCGCAAAGAACAGUUGAACAUGUUUAAGAGUGGUAAAUCUAUUCCUCCAUCAGUACUACGUCCCACUAGCCAGACUUGUGUACCAAAUGUGCCUCAGACACAAGUGUUUGAUGAUGUUCCACAGAAUACUGAAAAUGCCACCAUGAAGAUGGUCAUUGAGAAUCAGCGAUUAGCUACAUUACCAGAGCGUAAAGUUCCUGUGUUCAGGGGAGAUCCUUUGGAUUUUAAGACAUUCAUCAUGGCAUUUGAACAUUGCAUAGAAAGUAAGACAGACAGUUUCAAAGAUAGACUUUAUUAUCUGGAACAAUAUACAAGUGGAAUGCCAGGGGAAUUGGUGCGUAGCUGUAUUCACAUGGAGCCUGAGCAAGGCUACACGAGAGCUAAACAGCCGCUUCAGACCAAGUUUGGAAAUAAGUUUAAAGUAGCUACAGCAUACACAGAGAAAGCUCUACAAUGGCCGCAUAUAAAAGCUGAAGACAGUGAUAAACUGAACAGAUAUUCAUUGUACCUGCUUGAGUGUUACAACAGUAUGGCAGACAUUGAGUAUUUGAGGGAGUUAGAAGAGCCCAAAAACAUGAAAAUUAUCAUUUCCAAAUUGCCUUACAAGAUGCGGGACAGAUGGCGUAGUCUUGUGUUCACUAUUCAGGAGAAAAAGGACAAAAAAAUAACUUUCGAAGAUUUAGUUACCUUUGAUGAAGAACAGGCACAGAUAUUAGCCGAUCCAUUGUACGGUAACAUUGAGGAUGGGAGACACAACGAGACAAGAUGA
Haliotis rubra (blacklip abalone) is the source of this 960-nucleotide messenger RNA. RefSeq lists its product as uncharacterized. The record is from RefSeq and is a predicted model, not a curated record. NCBI's taxonomy places the organism in Eukaryota, Metazoa, Mollusca, Gastropoda, Lepetellida, Haliotidae. The transcript has a single exon. Bases 1 to 960 code for a protein of 319 amino acids.